Messenger RNA from Talaromyces marneffei, 1413 nucleotides. RefSeq lists its product as uncharacterized. Gene Ontology annotation, molecular function: monooxygenase activity; oxidoreductase activity, acting on paired donors, with incorporation or reduction of molecular oxygen. The transcript has 6 exons. The coding region runs from base 1 to 1413 and encodes 470 amino acids. The record is from RefSeq and is a predicted model, not a curated record. Lineage: Eukaryota; Fungi; Ascomycota; Eurotiomycetes; Eurotiales; Trichocomaceae.
AUGGCAGAAACAAAGACAAAACCCAAGCCAUGGAUACUCAAUGCCUUUGCCAUGUUCUCCCCUGGUCAUUUAGCACCAGGGCUAUGGAAGCACCCCCGCGAUCAAGCAGGCGACUUUGCGAAUCUCGAUUACUGGAUCAACCUCGCGAAGAUUCUCGAAGAAGGCAAAUUCCAUGGCUUGUUUCUCGCGGAUCAUCUGGGAAUUUAUGAUGUCUACAAGGGACCUGCCAAUCGUGAGCCGGCUUUGCUUUCGGGUGCCCAAUUCCCUAUUGGGGAUCCAUUCCUGUUAAUAUCCGCCAUGGCAUCCGUCACGAAAUCCUUAGGCUUCGGCGUCACAGCAUCUACCACCUACGAACUCUCCCCCUAUGCUCUAGCCCGCAAAUUCUCAACGCUCGACCACCUUACACGAGGUCGAAUUGGCUGGAAUAUUGUCACUUCUUUCCUCGACAGCGCAGCGAAGGCAUAUGGACUCGAUGAACAAAUCCCGCACGACGAACGCUAUGCGCGCGCCGAUGAGUAUUUGGAGCUUACUUAUAAGCUCUGGGAGGGGACUUGGAAGGAUGGAGCUGUCAGGAAGGAUCCGGAGACGAAGGUUUACAGUGAUCCGUCGCAGGUGAGGGGGAUUGAGCAUGAUGGGAAAUACUUCAAGAGCACUGCUGCAAACCAGAUGCCUCCUUCUAGGCAACGCACGCCACUUCUCUUUCAGGCCGGUGCAUCAUCGGCAGGAAAGAAAUUCGCCGCUAAUCACUCCGAAGUAAUGUUCCUCCCUGGCCUCGAGCCUGAAAAAACGCGCUUAAUCGUCGACGACAUGAAGAAGCAGCUCAUUGACGCCGGCCGUACCCCCGACAGCAUAAAAUUCGUCGCCGGCAUGCUCGUCAUCGUCGACGAGACCGACGAAAAAGCCCAGGCCAAAUACGAAGAGUACCUCUCCUAUGCAGAUUUUGAAGGUGCCGCCACUUUGUUUGGGGGCUGGACGGGCGCCGAUUUAUCCAAAUACGAGGACGACGAGGACUUUUCAUUCACAUCCGUUGCAGGUAUUCAGUCAUUGAUUCAAAGCUGGUCCAAAACCAUUCCCAACUCGAACGGACUCAAAUGGACUAAACGGCGGAUAUUGCAGGAAUUGAGUCUGGGUGGUGUGCAUCCAAGGGCGGUUGGGUCUCCCGCGACGGUGGCAGAUAUAUUGCAGAAAUGGGUUGAUGUUGCGGAUGUGGAUGGGUUCAAUUUUUCGUAUACGGUUUCGCCGGGGACGUUUGAGGAUAUGAUUAAGUAUUUGUGGCCGGAGUUGAGGAGGAGAGGGGUCAUAUGGGACGAGUAUGGCGUGGCCGGGGGUGCAACGAGGGAGAAUUAUUUCUUGGAUGGGAAGGGGCCGGGGGUCCGUGAAGGUCACCCUGCGUGCAAGUUUAGGUGGGAGUAG